Molecule: messenger RNA, 315 nt
Organism: Phytophthora infestans T30-4
Lineage: Eukaryota; Oomycota; Peronosporomycetes; Peronosporales; Peronosporaceae
Exons: 2
Coding region: 1-315 (104 amino acids)
Source: RefSeq, a predicted model, not a curated record
AUGGACCUGCAACUAAUUGGAAACUCCUACGGAGCUGCUGAAUACGCAGGAGCGUAUGUAAGCAAAGCAGAGCCAGAUACACUUCGAUUCAGGCGAGUGAUUGCAAAAGCUAUACAACGGAGUGACUCAAAUCUUCCCUAUCAUUCGAUUCUGAAGCGAGUAGCAAAUGCGACUCUCGCGGUUCGCGAGGUUGGUGCACCGGAAGCUAUAUACAUUCUCCUUCGCAAUCUAUCAAUGCAUAGUAAAUCCCGCUCAAUCACCAAAGUCAAGGCGAUGCCCUAUCGAGAAAGCGUACAUGAAUCGCCCGGACAAUGA